Molecule: messenger RNA, 1204 nt
Organism: Drosophila ananassae
Lineage: Eukaryota; Metazoa; Arthropoda; Insecta; Diptera; Drosophilidae
Gene: SdhB
Product: succinate dehydrogenase [ubiquinone] iron-sulfur subunit, mitochondrial
Exons: 3
Coding region: 134-1027 (297 amino acids)
Biological process (GO): tricarboxylic acid cycle; aerobic respiration; respiratory electron transport chain
Cellular component (GO): mitochondrial membrane
Molecular function (GO): 2 iron, 2 sulfur cluster binding; electron transfer activity
Source: RefSeq, a predicted model, not a curated record
AUUUUUGGUCACACCACUUCUACAGUUCGUGCAACGAGUGUACGAAAAUAAGCAAAACAGGAAUUUAUUUUCCCAACAAAUCGAUAAUUGCAAACGCAGUGCCGUUUCAAUUGCAAAAGAAGCAGCAACAAAAAUGUUGGUCAACGAAGCGAGGCAGAUCCUGAGCCGUGUCGGCUCCCUGACAGCACGUCAGCAGCUGCGGACUAUUACCAAUGGCACCGCCCAACUGGAGCAACAGGCGCAGCCCAAGGAGGCCAAGGAACCCCAAAUCAAGAAGUUCGAAAUCUACCGCUGGAACCCGGACAAUGCCGGCGAGAAACCCUACAUGCAGACCUACGAUGUGGAUCUGCGCGAGUGCGGCCCAAUGGUGCUGGAUGCCCUCAUCAAGAUCAAGAACGAGAUGGACCCCACUCUGACCUUCCGUCGCUCUUGCCGCGAGGGCAUCUGUGGCUCCUGCGCCAUGAACAUUGGUGGAACCAACACGCUGGCCUGCAUCAGUAAGAUAGACACCAACACCUCCAAGUCGCUGAAGGUGUACCCCUUGCCGCACAUGUAUGUGGUUCGUGACCUGGUGCCUGACAUGAACAACUUCUAUGAGCAGUACCGCAACAUCCAACCCUGGCUACAACGCAAAAACGAAGCCGUCGAGGAGAAGGGCAAGGCCCAGUACUUACAAUCCGUGGAGGACCGAUCCAAGCUCGACGGUCUUUACGAGUGCAUCCUCUGUGCUUGCUGCUCCACCUCGUGCCCCUCGUACUGGUGGAAUGCCGAGAAAUACUUGGGACCUGCUGUCCUCAUGCAGGCCUACCGGUGGAUCAUCGACUCGCGAGACGAGAACUCCGCCGAGCGAUUGAGCAAGCUGAAGGAUCCUUUCAGUGUGUACCGUUGUCAUACCAUUAUGAAUUGCACGCGCACCUGCCCGAAAGGCCUCAAUCCGGGUCGCGCCAUCGCCGAAAUUAAGAAGCUGCUCUCGGGAUUGGCCUCAAAGCCGGAGCCCAAGCUGGAGACGGCGGCGCUGCACAAGUAAUCUGACCGAAUCCCCUUUUUGUUCUUAACCAGUUCGCUUCGCGUUCGCAAAGCUGUAUAGACAGGACCUACGACCUAUCUGCUGAUUAUGUUUUAAUUUAUUUAAGCUUAAAGUAAACGGCAUUGUUAUUGCAGUUAGUAAAGGGCGCGGAAAUAAAAACGUAUUGUGUAUCCACUA